AUGAAUAUUUUAUCAGCACCUCUUUCAUUGAAGCAAAACAUACUCGACAUGGUGCCCAAGGUCGAUUCAAAUGAAAUUAAGAUUAUCUAUCUUAAAGCUACUGAUGGUGAAGUUGGUGCUUACAGCACUUUAGCUCGUAAAUUGGUUAGUGAAGAUAUUGUUAAGGCUACAGCGGAUUGGAAGGGUCUGUAUGUGAUGUUCAAAUUAACUAUUCAAAACUGUCAAGUAGCUUUUUCAGUUGUACCAAAUGCUUCUUCAUUAGCCUUAAAGGAGCCACCAAGUGACUAUAAGAAAGAAAAAAAAAUUAAACAUUCUGGCAAUAUUACACUUGACGAAGUAAUUGUCAAAACACUCAAAGGGACAGUGAAAAAAAUCUUGGACAUAUGCAAUAGCAUUGUGUGUACAGUUGAUGAACAAUCUCCAAAAGAUUCAAGUGACUCGAUUGAAGUAGAAGUCCCCCAACAAAUAGAACUGUAA
Molecule: messenger RNA, 477 nt
Organism: Racocetra fulgida
Lineage: Eukaryota; Fungi; Glomeromycota; Glomeromycetes; Diversisporales; Gigasporaceae
Source: the annotation of a GenBank genome assembly